UCUUACUAGACCCAAAGAUUGAGAAUGGCUCAUCUUUAGAAAUAUUCACAGACUAUUUUAGUACUUAGUAGUGGUGAAAUGGAGUGAUGAUGCCCAUUUUUGUCAGACUGAGCUGAGACUGAGAGAUUCACACAGUAUCCAUCCAGUACUGCAAAGUUUCAUUAUCUUUUUUUUUUUGAGAGGAAGCAACCUUUGACAAGCCAUGGAUCGUGCAUCAAAGAGGGGGAGCAGCCAGGAGGAGUCUAUCUUCCGCAUCCCCCCAUAUUACUACAUCCAUGUCUUGGACCACAAUGACAAUGUCACCAAGGUCGUUGUGGGUCCUAAGACCUACAUCCGCCAGGACCAUGAAAGGGUCAUCUUCGGUCCCGAGAAGAUGAUCACCAUCCCUCCUAGGCAUUACUGUAUUGUAGAGAACCCUGUGGUCAGGAAUGAUGCUGGUCAGGUUGUCUUUGAUGGUCUUGGACAGGUCAAACUAUCCCAUGCUGACCAGGAGAUCAGGUUAGCCCGGGAACCGUUCCCUCUCUACCCAGGAGAAGUAUUGAAGCAGGCUGUGACUGCCUUGAAGGUUGUCCAGGCCAACGCUGCCCUUAGGCUCCGAGCCAUCCUUGACUUCGAGGACGGUACCCAGAAGCGCGUCGCUGGCGACGAGUGGCUCUUUGAGGGACCCGGUACCUACAUCCCCCGCAAGGAAGUGGUGGUGGAUGAGACCAUCAGGGCAACCAUCAUCAGACCUAACCAGGCUAUCAAGCUAAGGGCUCGUAAGGAAACCAAAGAUAGAGAAGGCAAUACUAGGGUUACUGGUGAGGAGUGGCAGGUUAAGAAGGUUGGUGCCUACCUCCCUGGGGCAUAUGAGGAGGUGGUCGAUACCGUCAAUGCCUACGUGCUCACAGAAAAGAAUGCUCUUCACCUAAGAGCCACACGCACAUUUGUAGAUAUGAAGAAUCAGACAAGGAAGAAUGGUGAGGAGUGGCUGAUCACUAUGGCUGAUACAGAUGCACACAUUCCAGAUGUGUAUGAGGAGGUUGUAAGAGUUGUAGACAUCAACACAUUGACCAAUCGCCAGUACUGUGUCAUCGUGGACCCUGUCGGGGCCGAUGGAAAACCACAGCUUGGACAGAAGAGAUUAAUCAAGGGUGAGGUGUCUUUCUUCCUUCAACCCGGUGAGACGCUUGAGCAAGGUAUCCAGUCUGUAUUCAUCCUUGGUGAAGAUGAAGGUCUUAUUCUCAGAGCUCAGGAAUCAUUCAAGGAUGCCAAUGCUAGUGGAGCAGUUCGUCAGCCAGGAGACAGGUGGAUGAUCAGGGGACCUUGUGAGUAUGUACCUCCUGUGGAGGUAGAGGUCGUCACCAGGCGUAAGGCUAUCCCUCUCGAUGAGAAUGAAGGAGUAUACAUCCGGGAUACCAAGACUGGAAAGGUACGAGCAGUUACAGGAGAGACCUACAUGCUGAGCCAGGAUGAGGAGCUCUGGGCCAAGGAGCUGCCUCCAGCAGUAGAGGAGCUCCUUCAGAGUGCCAGGGACCCUUUGGCAGACCGUAGUGACAGGAGGGGAGGUGGGGCCUCCAGGGCCAGGGAGAAGACGAGGGUGGUAUCCUUCCGUGUGCCUCACAAUGCUGCUGUGCAGAUCUAUGACUACAAGGAGAAGAAGGCCAGGGUUGUCUUUGGUCCUGAGCUGGUCAUGCUUGGUCCCGAUGAACAGUUCACUCAGCUCAGCCUCUCAGGAGGCAAACCUAAGCGCCCCAACGUCAUCAAGGCCCUUUGCCUUCUCCUGGGUCCAGACUUCUGCACAGAUAUCAUUACCAUUGAGACCGCUGACCAUGCCCGCCUGCAGCUUCAGCUCUCAUACAACUGGCACUUUGAGGUUCCAAAUAAGACUGAUGAGGUAGCGUCUGCUAAGCUCUUCAGUGUGCCCGACUUCAUUGGUGAUGCCUGCAAGGCUAUUGCAUCCAGGAUCAGGGGUGCAGUUGCUGGAGUACAGUUUGAUGAUUUCCACAAGAAUUCUGCCAAGAUCAUCCGUGCCUCUGUUUUUGGCUUCGACGAGAAGAACAAGGUGAGGGAGUCCUUCCUGUUCCCUCAGAAUAGCCUAGUGAUCACCUCCAUUGAUAUCCAGUCUGUAGAGCCUGUAGACCAGAGGACCAGGGAUGCUCUACAGAAGUCUGUUCAGCUGGCUAUUGAGAUUACCACAAACUCACAGGAGGCUGCUGCCAGGCAUGAGGCUGAGCGUCUAGAGCAAGAGGCUCGUGGUCGCCUUGAGCGUCAGAAGAUCCUGGAUGAAGCAGAGGCUGAGAAGUCUCGCAAGGAACUCCUGGAGCUCCAGGCCAACAGUGCAGCUGUGGAGAGCACCGGUCAGGCCAAGGCAGAGGCACAGUCUCGAGCUGAGGCUGCCAGGAUUGAAGGAGAGGCUGCUGUUGACCAGGCCAGGCUCAAGGCUGAAGCAGCCAAGAUUGAAUCAGAAUCUGAGCUGCAACGCCUUACCAAUGCUCGUGAGGCCGAGACCAAGUACGUCAAGGAACAGAAUGCCUUGGAGGUCAACAAGGCCAAGCAGAUGUCUGACAUUGAGACAGAGAGGUUCAGGAACAUGGUUCAGUCCAUUGGAGCCGAGACCAUCAAGGCCAUGGCUAUGGCUGGACCAGAGAUGCAGGUGAAACUGCUCUCUUCACUGGGAUUGAAGUCCACCUUGAUCACCGAUGGAUCCACCCCCAUCAACCUCUUCAACACUGCCCAGGGUCUCCUUGGUGGGUUUGCUACAAAGAGAGGCAUCGAUCAGGUCGAUCAGGAUGAAUAGGUCAUCCCCAUGUCAUGACCAGUCCUUACAAAGCAGGAAAGGGAUUGCAUGUGGUAUUACAAAGGUCACAUCCAUCGUUGUCAGUAUAGACAAUAUAGUUUCUAUGUCUAUAUGGUGUAGUAUUGACUAUUUUGUGAUUGAUGGGUCAGGUAAAAAAAGAAAAAAAUCUACUUCUGGGGGAAUCACAAUUUGUCAUUCUGUUUAUGAGCAUACUAAAACCACUGUCCCUUUUCAUGUAAUUAUGGGUCAAGGAAGAACUAAUGGUAUUUGGUUCUAUGAAAAAAAAGAAGAAGAAUUAAGGAGUCGGGAGAUAGAAGCAGGGGUCUUUCUAUAAAAUCAUUUUGUCUAAUUUCUAGGACAAUCCUCAGAAAUUUGAUGGUUAUGCAAAAUCGCCUCAAGUUGUGCAUUAUGUGAUCUUGGUGUAGAAGCUCUUGUACUGCAAUUCCAGGUGUAGUAUUCAAAUAGUGAAUGUUUCACUAGGAUGUUUGAAAUUGUUAUUGGGAGCCACUGUAGAAUGCUCUUCUUUCUUUAAAUGAGUUUAGGAGACAUGUGUCUGUGUGCUGUAAUCAACCAUUCGGUAAAGAGAGAGAAAAAUAAUCAUUGGAUAUUUUGAAUGGAAAGAAGUUGUCUUUAUGGGUGGUUGCUGAUUUUUGAUAUUUUUGAGAAUUUGUAAUUCUAUUUUUAGUUCUUCACUUUUCAUGAAGGAGAGGUUUUAUUAGAGCCGGAGGAUAAUUCUGUUUUUGCUAGUAAGUGUCUGAAAUAGUUCUUACACUUGUCAUGGUUAUUCAUUAAUGAAUUUGAAUGUAGAGAUGAAUUUGAAUGGCUGUAU
Lytechinus variegatus (green sea urchin) is the source of this 3608-nucleotide messenger RNA. Its product is annotated as major vault protein. The transcript is spliced from 15 exons. Gene Ontology annotation, cellular component: nucleus; cytoplasm. NCBI's taxonomy places the organism in Eukaryota, Metazoa, Echinodermata, Echinoidea, Temnopleuroida, Toxopneustidae. The record is from RefSeq and is a predicted model, not a curated record. Bases 203 to 2779 code for a protein of 858 amino acids.